GAGAAGAAGACGAGAGAUUCGGCUACGGUGGCGUAGACUCACUUCACGAAGCCUUGCAGCUCUAUCAGUUCGCCACAGAGAUUUAUGAAGAUUCACGAACGCGGAUCGAUUGCAGUCACAUGCCAAUUCCAUCGGGAGUCCACAACCGUUCCUGCCUACAACGAGACCUCGAUCAACGCCCUCUCGCAAGCUCAACAAGCAUCUUCGGUCGACACUGCAGUCCUCGAGCCAUGGAACAAAGCCCUACAAGUACAAAGAACGAUCACAAGAGCCUGAAAUACAACGUCGAGGGGGAAUAAUGCAUGCACAAGCGUCGGACAAGAGGCACACCCUUGAGUAGACUGGUCGUAUCUCGGUAGCCAUACGCUCGUGAGUCGCUGCACCAUCACAACUUUGCUGUCUGCUGGCAUCACUCACUCGGCCAGCGAAGCACAACGGUCGAAAGAAACGCCGCAAAGGCGAGCGCAGAAGCGGUCAGAAUGGCAAAGUGAUGAUGGGACAGAUGCAGGUUGAACAAGUCGCGCGUCGCAUUCGGACGACGAGUGGAAGUGCGCAGUCACAGUAUCGAUCGAUCGACACCCACAAUUGUGUGUGAUGUUUACUUGAGCAUGCAAGUCAAGAAGAGCAUGGAGC
This is a messenger RNA of Zymoseptoria tritici IPO323, 633 nucleotides long. RefSeq lists its product as uncharacterized. NCBI's taxonomy places the organism in Eukaryota, Fungi, Ascomycota, Dothideomycetes, Mycosphaerellales, Mycosphaerellaceae. The transcript has a single exon. The coding region runs from base 85 to 276 and encodes 63 amino acids. The record is from RefSeq and is a predicted model, not a curated record.